AUGAACGACUCGACCUCCACUCCUGCUCCACAGCAGAAGCGCCAACGUGUGGCCGAAGAGAAUCGCAAACGAGCAGUGAGAGCGUGCGAUGGCUGUCGCAGGGUGAAAGAAAAAUGUGAAGGAGGCGUACCGUGCCGUCGAUGCCUUCGUUAUCGCCGGCAAUGCAAUUUUACUCAUAUUGAUCCUGUUGAGAAGAGCCGGUCAACAUCUGUUUCGCUUAUUGACCGUGCCGCUUCACUGAGUCACCAUGAAAUCGCCGAGACAGAGCGCGUGCGCUAUAUGGAGCGCAUCCUGUCAUACUAUGCACCUGGUCUCACAUUCGAUAUUCAAUCGCUGCGCCAAGCUGCCGAGGACUUGAAGAAUAAGCACCGAGACACAGAGUCAGAUGCGCUUUCAACAAAGGUGGAUGCCAAUGAGCUGGAAGAUUUGGCCAUCGAUGAGGAGGACUUCACAAUCAAGGCACUUCCAAACAACACAGCUCAGUAUUCUGGUGAAUUUUCAUAUCUGAACUUCUCCAUGAAGAUUCGAAAGAAGAUUGACGAAUGGAUGAAGACCGCAGCACCAGAUGCUUCCUCUGAAGUGGAACCGUUUGAAGAUCGAUGGCGGGCCACUCAGCUUCAAUCAGGGUCAUCCUUAGUAUCAUCAUCCAUUACAUGUCUUCCUCCUCGCUAUGUUGCCGAAUUCCUGGUCCAAAUAUUCUUCAAAUAUGCACAGACAAACAACUUCUACGUUGAGGAGGACUGGCUUUGCGUAAAGUUGAACAUUUGUUAUACCAAUCCCUCAAGCUUGUCAUCUGACGACGCCGGUGCCGUUUGUGCAAUUCUGAUGGUAUUAGCUGUCGGAACCCAAUUUGCGCACAUGGAGUCGCCUACUCCAGUCAAUUGCCUGCCUGUAGAUUCAGAGGCCAAUCAAGAUCACCACUUCUCGGAAGACGAAGUGGGUCUAACAUUUUAUCAGUUCGCAUCAAAAUUGCUACCAGAUAUUAUUGCUACGGCAUCUGUACGCAGUGUACAGGCUUGCCUCUUGAUUGGCACAUAUCUUCUUCCACUGGAUACUUCUGGAUUAUGUUACACAUACUUUGGUCUGGCACUCAAGUUAGCCAUCCAGAAUGGGAUGCAUCGAAGGUACCAUGGUGAAGGCCUCUCAGCUCGAAUGACUGAAAUGCGUAAUCGGGUUUUCUGGACAUCUUACACUAUUGAAAAACGCAUUAGCAUCCUUCAUGGUAGGCCUGCAUCUUUGGCAGAUGCAGAUGUGGAUGCCCCGUUCCCUGUUGAUUUUCCUGGGCUGAUGCCAGCGACACAACAGUCAAACCACACAAAUAUGGUGACAUUAAUUACAUUGACCUUGAAACUUGGUCAAGUAUCCAAUGAAAUUUCGUCUUUACGAACAUGUCGCAAGGGUCAGCAACAGGAUUGCUUGGAGCGACUACUCAAUAUUCGCAAAAACCUUAUUGAAUGGUGGUCAACAUUACCUGAGGAAACGAGCUGUCGAGACCUCAACCCGGCGGGUCCAUUGUUUAGGUCAAACGUACAUCUCAAGCUCGACUACUGUUUGACGCGGAUUUUCAUUGGACGUCCUUUUCUCUUCAGCAAUAUUAAGGCCCUACAAACACCCAACCUCCAAGCAUUCAAGGGCCCAUCGGGAAUCUCCAAGAUUCGAACUACUCUGGUCACUGACUGUGUAGAAGCAGCCUUAGAGAUCAUUGAUCUGUGCCGCCUACUUCGAGAUGAAACUGGCCUUGCUCGUGCUUCUUUCACCGAAUUUAGCUCGUGUCGUGCGGCACUGCUAGUUAUUUUGGCUCAAGGACUGACCAAACGCACUGAACGCCUCGGUGCAGCUUUGGAACAGGGCGUAUCUUUGAUUAAGAUUAUGUCAAUGGGUGUUGGAUCUGCCCGAUCCGCCGUUAGUGUCAUCGAAGCACUCGAACGUGCGAUCCGUCGCCUGGAGAUGUGGAGUGAAACCCAACAAGCUCAGAGUAACGGCGGCAGCCUUGAGUCCGCCUAUGAUCGUUUCAAGAAUUGGGAGAUGCUGUGGAAAACCGGGCCGAUAUCCCCCAGUACGGCCUCGCCUUGGGAGCAAAGGGAUCCGCAGGCCGGCGACGGUCUCGUUCUCCCGCAAGGCCUCGCCUCUCACACCCCAGCCCCCCUUGGUAUCGAUGCUGUUAUAUCCGGUAUGCCCAUCACACCCUCCAAUACUGCUCUGGCAAACAAUCACAAUGGAUCCGACCAGACUCUUGGUGAGCCAAGUCAUGAAAUGCUGAAUACUGAUAUUCCUGAUUCUGGUGUUCCUUCCGACGCAUUUUCCCUAUCCCAUGAGCCACUUUCACAGAUGGCUCAUUUCGGAUUUGACCAUUUUGUCUCGAACUUCCCACAGGAACUUGAGGAGUUUACCGCACUUCCAUGCUUCGAGCCGGAUGGCCAGGGAAAUUCUGCUGCCAUGGUUGGCGCGGAAAUGCAAACUUCUACGGGCGGUACAAAUUCGCAUUGGUUACAGUUCAUGAAUGAGUAA
Penicillium verhagenii is the source of this 2508-nucleotide messenger RNA. Its product is annotated as Zn(II)2Cys6 transcription factor. Lineage: Eukaryota; Fungi; Ascomycota; Eurotiomycetes; Eurotiales; Aspergillaceae. The transcript is spliced from 5 exons. Gene Ontology annotation, molecular function: DNA-binding transcription factor activity, RNA polymerase II-specific; zinc ion binding; DNA binding. The coding region runs from base 1 to 2508 and encodes 835 amino acids. Gene Ontology annotation, biological process: DNA-templated transcription; regulation of DNA-templated transcription. The record is from RefSeq and is a predicted model, not a curated record.